Messenger RNA from Rhopalosiphum maidis (corn leaf aphid), 1044 nucleotides. RefSeq lists its product as uncharacterized. Bases 1 to 1044 code for a protein of 347 amino acids. NCBI's taxonomy places the organism in Eukaryota, Metazoa, Arthropoda, Insecta, Hemiptera, Aphididae. The record is from RefSeq and is a predicted model, not a curated record. The transcript has 5 exons.
AUGUUCACCACCAAACCAUACGUCCUAGGCGUAGGGCUGUUGAUAUUUAUCAUAUUGCUAAUCGGUGGCGGUCAAGGAAAAGAUGACAGAUGUCGCCGACCAGUUACUAAAAACUGUAAUUCGUCAGAAUCAUAUAUCGAAGGCUGGAAAUUUACCGGGUGGUACUACCACACGGAGUUAAGAAUGUGCCGACCUUUAUAUACGCCGAAUGGAUGGCACAUUUGCCCGGAAAACUAUGAACUACCCGAGGCCAGAGAAAUGUGCGAAGACUUAUGCGCUGAACAGUGCAUCAUGGCUAACGGUGCAUCAGGUAUUUGUAUGUCCAAUGAAAUAUGUAGGAUGUAUAAUCAUAAGCCCCUCGCACACAAACCAUGCGGCAGUAACAGCUUAAAUUGCUGUGCCAAAGUAACCGACAAAGAGCUGUUACCAUACACUGGACCUGUGAAUGACAUGGGCGGUAUCGUCCAAGUCGGAGUCCGCAAAAAACUCAAUGAUCCAGGAUAUCCACGUGAUGCAUUUAGCUACAUCUAUUUUCUACCGUAUCAUAUAAAUGAUGAGGAUCACAGAUGUCGUCGACCGGUAACGGAAAAUUGUAAUGCUUCCGAAUCUUAUAUUAAAGACUGGGAAAAUACAGGGUGGUUUUACGAUCCUAGUUUGAGAGCGUGCCUACCUUUAUACACUCCAGAAGGCUGGCACACUUGCACCAAAAAUUAUGAUCUACCUCAGACAAGAGAAAUAUGCGAAGGGUUAUGUGCUGAAUCAUGUACCAUGGACAACGGUUCGAUGGGUAUUUGCUUGGCCAAAACAGUAUGUAAUAUCGAGUUUUACGGUAGAGUAAUAUUCUUGGAUUCCUGCGGCAGUAGAAGUCUAAGAUGCUGUCCUCAGAUACCCGAUAGCAGAUUAGAAAAAUUUAGUAUGCCACCGAAAGAAGGAAUCAUUUUAAAAGUAAGGCGUAGAACCCAGUCCCCAUCGCGCGAACAACCAGUAUUUUAUGUUUACGAUAUUCCAGUUAUAACUUAUGCGGAUCCCAGAAAAUAUAAAUAA